AUGUGGCGGGCGGCGCUGGGCCGCGUGUGGUCGCUGCUGAGCCGCGCGCGGCCCCGGGGGCCCGGCGUGAGGCGGCUGUGGGGGCGCGGGGCCCGCCUGGGGGCCGCGGCGGGGGCCCGGCCCUGGCUCUGCGGCCGGCGGCGCUGGAGCUCCGAGCAGGGGCCCCGGGCGGCGCACUACCAGCUCGUCUACACCUGCAAGGUGUGUGGGACCCGGUCCUCCAAGCGGAUCUCCAAGCUGGCUUAUCACCAGGGAGUGGUCAUUGUGACCUGCCCUGGCUGCCAGAACCACCACAUCAUCGCGGACAACCUGGGCUGGUUCUCCGACCUGGAUGGGAAGAGGAACGUUGAAGAGAUCCUGGCGGCCAGAGGGGAGAAGGUGCGCCGAGUGGCCGGUGAUGGGGCUCUGGAGCUGGUGCUAGAGGCUGCGGGGGCCCCCGAAUCUACCACUGCGACUGAAGUGGGUGCGGACGAGGAUCCCAUCUCCCCUGGCAAGACAGAGCCCCGCUGA
Messenger RNA from Pipistrellus nathusii (Nathusius's pipistrelle), 510 nucleotides. The record is from the annotation of a GenBank genome assembly. NCBI's taxonomy places the organism in Eukaryota, Metazoa, Chordata, Mammalia, Chiroptera, Vespertilionidae.